Molecule: messenger RNA, 1407 nt
Organism: Dovyalis caffra
Lineage: Eukaryota; Viridiplantae; Streptophyta; Magnoliopsida; Malpighiales; Salicaceae
Source: the annotation of a GenBank genome assembly
AUGAAAGCAGCCGCAGCUGCUGUAUCCAGCUUUGGGCAAAGAUUAGGUAAAGGUAUGGAGAGUUGUGGUGUUGGCAAUUCUGGUGAAAUCUAUAGGAGUUCUUCUUUAGGAAGCAGCAGUACGAGUGAUGGUGGUGGUGAUGGUAAUAGCGAUAAUCCAAGAAGGUAUGGAAUUAAUAUAGCAGCGUCAAAUUUGAUACAUGCUCCAUUAACAACCCUGUUGGAAUACUCGGGUAUUCUAGGAGGAAACACCUCCAAUUAUUCUCAAGAGAGGGAGCAAUUAAUUCCUUCUCCAUCUACUGGAGGUGGUGGUGGUGGUCAGGAGGUUACAAUUAGGAUAAUUGGCUCUUCACAGAAUGAUCAUGAUGAUGAACCCAAUACUUCUCCAAGUGUUGAGGCAUUACCAUAUGUUCGGCGAGGUGCGGUUGUGGAGGAGAAUGUGAAUUCUGAAAGCACUAUUUCUGAUGAGUCUUCUGGGAUUGCUACAGAUUCAUCAUCAUCAUCAUCAUCUUCUUCUUCUUAUCAGAGAUUUGAUAUUCAGAACUUGGCUAGGUGGAUUGAGCACGUUCUUCCAUUUUCUUUGCUGUUGCUUCUUGUUUUUGUCCGCCUACACUUGCAAGGCUUUUGUGUUGCAUUGUGGAUUGCUGCAGUCUUGUUUAAAUCAAAUGAUAUUCUAAGGAAGCAGACAGCUCUAAAGGGAGAGAGAAAGAAGUCUGUUCUUCUAGGCAUGACUGUAGUGUUGAUUCUUCAUGUGAUGUCAAUUUAUUGGUGGUAUGGGAAUGGCGACCUUCUAUAUCCAUUGGUUUUACUUCCUCCAUCCACGAUACCUCCUUUCUGGCAUGCUGUAUUUAUCAUCGUUGUGAAUGAUGCUUUGGUGCGACAGGUAUCGAUGGUCUUCAAAUGUAUGCUUUUGUUGUAUUACAAGAAUAGCCGAGGCCACAAUUACCGUAAACAGGGUCAAAUGCUAACUCUGGUUGAGUAUUUGCUGUUACUGUACCGUGCCUUGUUACCAACACCUGUUUGGUAUCGUUUCUUCUUAAACAGAGAAUAUGGAAGCUUUUUUUCAUCAUUAAUCACAGGGUUAUAUUUAACCUUCAAGCUCACAACAGUUCUGAGGAAGGUUCAACAAUUCUUUACUGCAUUGAGGACCUUGUCACAUAAAGAAAUGUACUAUGGUUCUUAUGCCACAUCUGAACAGGUCAAUGCAGUAGGGGAUCUCUGUGCCAUUUGCCAGGAGAAGAUGCAUGCACCCAUUUUACUACGUUGUAAACACAUAUUCUGUGAGGAUUGUGUAUCUGAAUGGUUUGAUCGAGAAAGGACGUGUCCAUUAUGCAGGGCAUUGGUCAAACAAGCAGAUAUAAAAUCAUACAGUGAUGGAUCAACAAGCUUGUUUUUCCAGCUAUUCUAA